This is a messenger RNA of Indicator indicator, 4450 nucleotides long. RefSeq names its product apoptosis associated tyrosine kinase (gene LMTK1). Gene Ontology annotation, biological process: brain development; peptidyl-tyrosine autophosphorylation. NCBI's taxonomy places the organism in Eukaryota, Metazoa, Chordata, Aves, Piciformes, Indicatoridae. The record is from RefSeq and is a predicted model, not a curated record. The transcript has 12 exons. Gene Ontology annotation, molecular function: ATP binding; protein tyrosine kinase activity.
GCCCCUCACCAAGGUCUCCUUGCCCAUGGCCAAGCAGCCUGGGCGCUCAGUGCAGCUCCUCAAGUCGGCGGACCUGGGGCGGCAGAGCCUGCUCUACCUGAAGGAGAUCGGGCAUGGCUGGUUUGGCAAGGUGUUCCUGGGGGAGGUGAACUCGGGCAUCAGCAGCACGCAGGUGGUGGUGAAGGAGCUGAAGGCCAGCGCCAGUGUACAGGACCAGAUGCAGUUCCUGGAGGAAGCACAGCCCUACAGGGCCCUCCAGCACACCAACCUGCUGCAGUGCCUGGCCCAGUGUGCCGAGGUGACACCGUACCUGCUGGUGAUGGAAUUCUGCCCCCUGGGUGAUCUCAAGGGAUACCUGCGGAGCUGCCGCGGGGCUGAGGCGAUGAUCCCGGACCCGCUGACCCUGCAGAGAAUGGCAUGUGAGGUGGCCUGCGGUGUCCUGCAUCUCCACAGGAACAACUACAUCCACAGCGACCUGGCCCUGCGGAACUGCCUGCUCACAGCCGACCUGACCGUCAAGAUCGGAGACUACGGACUCUCGCACUGCAAGUACAAAGUUUGACGUUCUCUUCUCGUACUGACCCUACAUACUUGGCAGGACGACUACUUUGUGACGGCCGACCAGCUGUGGGUGCCGCUGCGCUGGAUCGCCCCCGAGCUCAUUGACGAAGUGCACGGCAACCUGCUCAUCGUGGACCAGACCAAGUCCAGCAACGUCUGGUCGCUGGGUGUCACCAUCUGGGAGCUGUUUGAGCUGGGCAGCCAGCCCUAUGACCACUACUCUGACCGGCAAGUGCUCGCCUAUGCCAUCAAGGAGCAGCAGCUCAAGCUGCCCAAGCCUCAGCUGAAGCUCUCGCUGUCAGAGCGCUGGUAUGAGGUGAUGCAGUUCUGCUGGCUGCAGCCCGAGCAGCGUCCGACGGCGGAGGAGGUCCACCUGCUGCUCUCCUACCUCUGUGCCAAAGGGGCGACGGAAGCGGAGGAGGAGUUCGAGAAGCGCUGGAACUCCAUGAAGCCCAACGGCAGUGCCAGCACCAGCCACCACGGCCCCGAGCUCUCCUCCUUCCCACUGCUGGAGCAGUUCUCUGCUGAUGGCUUCCCCUCAGAUGGGGAUGACAUCCUCACCGUGAUGGAGACCAGCCAUGGCCUCAACUUUGAGUACAAGUGGGAGCACACCAAGACUGAGCACUUCCAGGCUCCCCUGGGGUCCCUGAGCCCCAGCAGCGCUGCACGCUACCACGACCUCUACUACCCAGCCACAACCACAGGACACCUGAGCCUGGGGGUCUCACCCUCCUGCUAUGAGUGCAAGCCACCUGGCUGCCCUGGGCUGCCAGCGCCUGGCGUGGUGCCCAUCCUAGGUGCCCACAGCCCCUCACUUGGCAGCGAGUACUACAUCCGCAUCGAGGGGCCUGGGGAGGGCAGUGCCGAGCUGGAUUAUGCCAUGUGUACCUACAGCCCUGCAGCCGAGCAGGGGUCCCCACACCCCCCGUCCUGCUGGCGUGCCCAGGGGACCCGGAAUGGCAGCACCUACGACUCUGACAGCAGCCCCACCGUCUCCCUCAGCAUGGAGCCACUGCUGGGCCAUGCGCCGGUGGGUGAGGGCUCUUGGGAGUGUGCUGAGUACUAUCCCUACCCCUGCCCAGGGCAGGAGCCACGGGGUUAUGAACCAUCCCCCAGCCACGGGGCAGAGGGGUACCUGCUGGAGGAGGAUCCCACCCAGCUGGACAGCCAGGACUGGUCCAUCCCUGGUUUCCAGCCCACCAUCUUCACUGACCCCCUGGGUGUCUCGCCGUCGGUGAACAGCACCUACAGCCCCCUGGGGUACAGUGAACCACGGGCAGCCCCACCAGGCGGGCAGCUGUCAGGGCAGAGUGAUGCCAGGCCGGACUGCGUGGCGGUGGAGCUGGGUGAGGACAGUCCCCCUGGUGCCCCCCACACCCAGGGUGCGAGCCCCCCGUCUCAGCGGCAUCCCUGGGCCUCCAACAGCUCCUCCAACAACAACAUCAGCAGCGGUAGCCCAGCAUCCCACGACGCCCAAGCUGGCGACAGCUGGUGCUACCGCCGCAUGAUCACCUUCCGGGGGCUAAUGGCCAAGCCGCUGGGCACUGUGCCACGCGGCCAGCCACAGCUCGGGGGGUCCCCACCAGGCCAUGACUUCCGCCGCCUGCGGCAGGAUCAUCCCCCCAGCAUGGCCGGCAGCUCCUCCUCCCUGUGCCGCUCACCCUCCCCGCGCCGCCAGGCCUGGCACAGCCGUGACUCAUCAACCUUCGGUCGCUCGCAGGCAGCAGCACUGGCUGGCAGCCCCGCCAAGCCGUGGGGCCCCACCACGGCCCUGGCAGCUGGAGCAGGGGCCCAGCAUGAUGACUGCCUGGAUGAGAGCCUGGAGAGGAGCAGUCCUACCCAGAGUCCGCUGCCCCACGCCGCAACUGUGCCAGGGCCAGGGGAGGCCACCCCCAUGGCUGGCACUGCUGUGCCGAACCCCAACCCCCCCCCGGAGCCUGGUGUAGAUGGUGCCCAACCCACAGCAGAGGCCUCUGAGGUGCCUGCGCCAGUGCCUGGGGAGGCUGUAGGCGAGCGUGGUGUGUGCGCUGCUGUUGAUGUGGACCGGACGCCAGACAAGACCUUCUCCAGUGCCAGCUUCCCCAGCGCGGACGAAGGGAGCGAUGAGGACACUGCAGAGCUGACCUCCGGUGUCUUCACUGACUUCUCUGGGGACUACACGGAGCGGGUGGAGGCAGCCCCAGCAUUCAAGUCCCUGCAGAAGCAGGUGGGGACUCCGGACUCCCUGGAGUCGCUAGACAUUCCCUCCACAGCCAGCUCCUGUGAGGUCUUCAGCCCCACUGCCUUCACGCCUGCUGGCCAGCCCAAAGCUCUCGACAGCGGCUACGACACCGAGAACAACGAGUCCCCCGAGUUCGUCCUUAAGGAGCCCCACGAGCCACGAGAGCCAGAUGCCUUCAACCAGCUGGGAAAGCCACCCCCGGGUUUGCCAGGGAGCGAGGGUGAAGAUUUGGCCCCCGACGCUCGGGUCCCCACCUCCCUCGGGACUGAGCUGCACAGCCUUGCUGAGAAGAAUCCCUACCGCGACUCUGCCUACUUCUCCGACUAUGAUGCUGAGGCCGAGCGCAGUCCCAAGGGCGAGGAGGACAGCGAUGGGGCCCAGACCCCAGAGGCAGAGGAGGGUCCUCAGUCCCCUGCACAGGACCUAGUAAGAGCCCCUGGGCCAGGAGAGGACCCACUGCACCCCCCAGGGGCACCCGGUAGCCCCCCAGCAGGCCCCGGUGUUGCGGCAGCAGUGGACACGCCAGUGGUUGGGGUUUUGGUGGGGCACUGUCAGGAGGCAGAGGCUGGGAGCACCCUGGGCAGCCCCACGGGGCAGGCUUCUGGUACCGAGCAGAGACCCGCUGGCACGGGGCUGGUGCCAGGCAGCUCCCCACACCCUGAUGGAGAAUCCUGUCCCCCAGGCUCUGUGACGCCCAAGACUUUCUUGUUGACUCCAGUGCCACUGAGCCCUGGUGAGGCAGAGUCCAUCGAAGGGACCCAUGGGCCUGAGGGCAUGCCUGGACCUGGGGAAGCUGAGGCUGGGGACAAACAGACUGUGCCUCCCACGCCAGGGCUUGGGGAACUGGGGCUGCCUCUGCAGGGAACUGUGGUGGAUGAUGCACCAGGAGGUCCCAGCACCUUGCUACCGGAGAGCGAGUCACCCCUGGGUCUCUCUCCGCUCCCCUCCACCCGGGAGCCACGGCCGGUUGGCCCUGAGCGCUCUGAGGAGCUGGAGGAAGAGGAGGACGACACAGAAGACAGCGAUGAGUCGGACGAGGAGCUGCGCUGCUACAACAUCCAGGAACAAAGUGAGGAGAGUGAGGAGGAGCCAGUGGCAGUGCCCAUCGUGGUGGCUGAGAGCCAGAGCAGCAGGAACCUGCGCAGCCUCCUCAAGAUGCCCAGCCUGCUCUCUGAGGACUUCUGUGAGGAUCUGGAGCGCAAGAAGAAAGCUGUCUCCUUCUACGAUGAUGUCACCAUCUACCUCUUUGACCAGGAAAGCCCCACACGGGAGCUGGCUGAGCAGAACUUUCCGGAGUCCCCCCAGCCCCCCCAGCCUGCUGGCAGCCCCCCCAACCCAGCAGACAGGCUCAGCACCUCGGAUGAUUCCUCGGAUGGCAACCUCUCAGAAGAGAGUGGUGGCUUCGAGUGGGAUGAUGACUUUCCACUCGUGGCAGUGAAGCCAUCCCUGAUGACCUCACUGACAGGGACAUCAGCAGAGCCUGACCCAGCGGUGUCCACGCUACCUGCCCUGUCCACACUGGUGCCAGCUCAGAAACAGGUGCUGCCUAUCCAGUUCUCCCGCUUCACAGUCUCGCCUGCCCCGGUGUCCCGGUUCUCCAUCACUCACGUUUCCGAUUCAGACAUGGACUCCAUAGGAGGCAGCAGUGAGGACGGUGACCGGGAGUGA